Messenger RNA from Sycon ciliatum, 1599 nucleotides. RefSeq lists its product as uncharacterized. The transcript has 9 exons. The record is from RefSeq and is a predicted model, not a curated record. Lineage: Eukaryota; Metazoa; Porifera; Calcarea; Leucosolenida; Sycettidae. Gene Ontology annotation, molecular function: acid phosphatase activity; metal ion binding. Bases 160 to 1599 code for a protein of 479 amino acids.
AUAAUAAUUUGGCUUCAUUCAUUGCUCCCGUCCGUUGUGUUCCAGAAACAAGGAAAUAUUAAUUUUGCCUCUGCCAAUUGAUUACAGUAUGUUCGGUACUGUUGCACCGAGUUCCAGCCUGCGAGCAGGAGUCAUGUAGCUAGAGUUAGAACGAUAACGAUGAAGUCCACAAAAUGUCCAUGGCGUUGUGGCGAUGGUUAUGUCUCAGUGUGGAGAGCCAUGAGACUUCUGCCAUUUCUGGUGAUUCUUUCAGGCCUUUCGGGGCUUGCUAACUCAGUGAGAUUAGUCGGCGAAAGCGAAAUCGGCAAUGGCAACAAUGCGACUGUAACGUGGCUUACGGAGGAAAGCGACUCGGAGCCGUAUAUUGGCAGCAACGAGAAGGAUGAAGUUCGUCUGUACUGCAGCGAUGAGAAUCCACUGGAUAGUAGCACUCUCCGGGAUGACCACAUCGAUCACUGGCAUAUACCGGACAUUCUCAUUCAAUCAGAAAGCAAUCUCCCAUACAAUGGAACGGUAGCUUUUGGACCACUUAUCAACAUGCGUGUUACGUGUCAGAUUAUUUUCUGGAAAUACAACUCCACAGGGCAGGACCAACAUUUACCGUUGUUUCCCUCCAACGCACACAAACUUACGGUUGGCAGGGGCCCUCUGCAGCCGAUGCAAGCACAUCUCUCAUUGACAGCAGAUCCAUCGGUUGUGUACCUGACUUGGGUGUCGAGCUAUGUGUCAAACUACAACCCUUCUGUGUGGUAUCAUGAGUCUGCUCAGCCAGGCGCUGUGUCCACAAGCCAGGCGGGAGCAACGACCUAUGCCGCAGGGGACAUGUGUGGUGCCAAGGCAGUGCGGGUGGAGGGACAGCAUUUCCGCGAUCCAGGAGCUAUCUACUCGGCCGCCCUGGCCAAUCUCAAACCAGCCACCAAUUACAGCUAUUGGUUUGGCAUCGAUAAGGCCAACACAGGUGGCAUGUCUCCCGUCCACUGGUUUCUGUCUCCCAAGUUGUCUGCUUCAAAUGCGCACAUUGUUGCCACGGCCGACAUGGGUGCCUGGGGUGGUAGCAACCCCAAGGUUGACGAGUGGCAAAGUCCCAUCCCUACCAUCAUGCAACGGAUCCUGACAGUGUCCGACACCAAGCCUGUGGACCUCGUUGCCAUAUACGGAGAUUUAUCCUAUGCAAAUGGCGAAGGGCAUGUGUGGGAGCGCUAUUUCUACCGCCUCGAGCCAGUAGCAACUCGGAUACCGUUACACGUUGCUAUCGGCAACCAUGAGUAUGACUAUGAUAGGAGUACACAGCAUCCGCUGUACUUCUCCCGCUGCGAAAUCCGCUCUGGCAGGGCGAGAGGUUUCCGCCGCCGCAGUACGAAGAUCAUGUUUGUGUUUGUCGUGUGGUUUGCCAUGUCGCGACGUCUGCCAAAGAAGCGAGCGGCCGAUCAGUUGCCAUUGAGCUUGGCUUCGUUCCGCCGUGUACGACGCGAAUGUGACGACACGCAGUCCCAGCCGGAGGACAGUCAGAGAACUUCGCCUUCCGUCAGUUCGGAAAAUGCUGCAGUCACGGCCUUAGUUUCUGCCUGUGCUGCAGCUUUGUACUUUGUAAGGCUCUAA